CCCUGUCCCUGAGGUUGCCUGCUCCACACACCCCUUCUAAUCUUAGGGUCACCAAGGUUAGCCUGCUCCCCUCUCCUGGUUGCCAGAGGCCUGGGCACUGGGCCACUUUCUCACCCUCCAGCCAGGGUUAAACAUUAGUGGGAGAUUAUCUGCAGGCCUAGGUGAAGGAGAGGGGACAAGUUACAAGUUGGAUAGUCUCCUUUGUGGAGCUGUGGAGCUGCCACCUGCUGGGUCCUGUCUUAGCCCAGACAAUGCCUGUGGAGGAGUUUGUGGCUGGCUGGAUUUCAGGAGCUCUGGGCCUGGUCAUGGGCUACCCUUUUGACACUGUAAAGGUGCGGCUGCAAACCCAGAAUACAUACCGGGGCAUCAUGGACUGCAUGAUCAAGAUUUACCGCCAUGAGUCGGUCCUGGGCUUCUACAAGGGAAUGAGCUUCCCGAUUGCCAGUAUAGGCAUGGUCAACUCUGUCCUGUUUGGGGUCUAUAGCAACACCCUACAGGCCCUCACAUCCACCUCCCACCAGGACCGGCGGGCCCAGCUGCCCAGCUACACCUGCAUCUUCAUAGCAGGCUGCACCGGUGGCUUCCUGCAGGCCUACUCCCUGGCCCCAUUUGACAUCAUCAAAGUCCGUCUACAAAACCAGACAGAGUCCAGGGUGCGGCCAGGGAGCCCCCUGCCCCGGUAUCAGGGGCCCAUGCACUGUGCAGCCACCAUCUUGCGUGAGGAGGGAUUCCGGGGGCUGUUCCGAGGAUCUGGGGCUCUGAUGCUAAGGGACACUCCCACAUUGGGAUUGUACUUCAUCACCUAUGAAGGGCUCUGUUACCAGUACACCCCAACUGGCCAGCAACCCAGCUCAACCACAGUGCUGGUGGCAGGGGGCUUUGCAGGCAUUGCCUCCUGGAUCACAGCCACACCCUUCGAUGUGAUCAAGGCCCGGAUGCAGAUGGGUGGUGUGAAGCAGAAAGCAUACAAGGGGAUGUUGGACUGCAUUGUGACCAGCUUCCGGCAGGAGGGCCUAGGCGUCUUUUUCCGGGGCUUUACCAUCAACAGUGCCCGUGCCUUUCCGGUCAACGCUGUCACCUUCCUCAGCUAUGAAUACCUGCUGCGCAUGUGGGGAUAAGCCUGGCCAGGCAAGACCAGCAACCCUGGAAACCUGAGGCUGGGCAGUUGGGGGCGAGGAGCCUUAGUGUCCAUCCAGGCCCCACCCAACCCCACUGGCCUCAGCUCCUUGGCUUCCAAAGCAGCACGGGGCAUAAAGGACUAGAACUGGCUGGUGGAGUAGGUGACCGCCCAGCCCUGGCCUGACCCUCUGCCCCAGGGUUUCCUGUCUCAAGCUACGUGGCCUUUGGGUUCCACAAACAACAUACUUAGCUCUCAGCCUGCCUUUCAGACCUCUCCUUGUGUGGUCAUCUUGGGACCCAAACUUUGUUUUCUUGUCUGGAAUCCUUCUGGGGCUCCCAGUAGCUGCUUCACCACCUGGCUGUCCCUUCCCAUUAGGCUUCCUUCUCCCUCAGUCACUGUGGACCUAAACUCAUUGGCAACUCAGGACCCAGGCCUGCGAGCCUUCUUCCCUCUGGCCAGCAGGAGGGAGCCCACGAGGUGCCUCCACCUCUCUGGGUGACUGGGCCUCCAAGGGCCAGCCAGCCUGCCUGCAUAUUUUGAUGUGGGUGUACUGGGAAUUGAAUCUAGGGCCUUUGCACUGGGAUACUUUCUCACUUUUAAGUGGUUAAAUUGCCAGGGCUGGGUUCCAAUUUGUAAUCUUUCUGCCUCAGUCUCCUGAUUGCUGGGAUUACAAGUGUGUGCCACCAGGCUCCAUUGGAGAAGGUUCCUCUAGUUGAUAAGGCUGAACAGCUGGGAAUGGUGCCACAAGCCUGCAUUAUCAAUUAAAGGAACCCUCUAUUUAAAAUCAAGUUUAUUGGUACAUUUUAGCUAUCCAUAAUGAUCACAUUCAUUAUAGGGAAUUUGUACCUGUUCAUAUGUC
Messenger RNA from Octodon degus (degu), 1979 nucleotides. RefSeq names its product solute carrier family 25 member 45 (gene Slc25a45). Bases 252 to 1118 code for a protein of 288 amino acids. NCBI's taxonomy places the organism in Eukaryota, Metazoa, Chordata, Mammalia, Rodentia, Octodontidae. Gene Ontology annotation, molecular function: transmembrane transporter activity. Gene Ontology annotation, cellular component: mitochondrion. The transcript is spliced from 6 exons. The record is from RefSeq and is a predicted model, not a curated record. Gene Ontology annotation, biological process: transmembrane transport.